AUGCCUAUUGAAGAUUCAGACGACAGAGGACUUUUUGCACGACGACCAGAUGACACCGAAACCAUCGUAACCGUAGUUUAUGUCACCGCAUCCAAAACAUUUGAUGGCCCAAUUGGAGGGUACUCGACUUUGGCCCCUUUGACUGCUACGGAUGCAAAACAGCAGGCUGCGCCUACGGGAUCAGGCUCAGCAGUUGGUCGCGGCUCUGCUGCUUCAUCACAGGGCAACAUGAAUGUUCAAGCUCCCAGUGUCGGAUCAAGCAGCAAUUUACGUGCAGCAUCUGCAGCUUUGACUGCUUCCUCGAGCUCGACGGCUGUUGUCGAAACUACAACUGCAAAACCGGAACCUUCUUCAAACUCGACCAGUAUGGGCAGUGGGGCCAAAGCAGGCCUUGCCCUUGGUGUUUUGGCCGGGCUGGGCUUGGGUCUGGCUUUGGUACUUUUCCUGAUUCGCCGAAAAAAGCAGCAGCAGCGAUCAACAUACGGCAAAGCAAAUGAUGAGAAAACCAAAUCUCGCGGCGUUUCUGCCAGUUCCACAAAUCCUGGCUCGUCAACCUCAAGUCUUGUGAUGACGACUGCGGCCGCUCCGAGGUUAAGCCUGAAACCUGUCGCUGCGCUUCUGCCAAUGCUUGGCCGCCACAGAAACUCAACUCUCGCCUCGCCCAAUGCUCCCUCACCAGACGGCGUGGCUCCUACCAAAGCCAAGCAAAUCUCGUCGGUACUGCCAUCACAGCUGGGAGAAGGGCAGAAACAGGAAUUCGGCGAAGCUAACCAAUUCAACAAUCCCCGAAACCCAUUUGGUAAUCAUGCAGAGAGAUCAUAUCAUGGGGAAUAUAACGAUGCGCAAGCAAUGGCACAGCCCCAGACACAGACAGACGGAGUACGCGGCCAAGAAACGGCUUCACAGUCCUCGGAGAGUCAGAACGUUGGUGUUGCAUCUGCUGUUCCUAGGCCAGAUCCAGAGGCAACAGUAACUACAGCAUCUCAUUACGAAAGUGUCACCGAGCUGAACCCCGCGCAAACUUCUGCAACGACAGUAGAUGCCAAAAAUUCGGGCUGCAUCAUGCCUUCCCAGCCGAAGGGUAAUGCACCUUUUCAAGGUCCAAUUAUGUUGAACGUGCAUCGGGUUCAGAUGGAUUUUAAGCCUUCUAUGGACGACGAACUAGAAUUGCAUGCUGGCCAGCUGGUGCGGCUCUUACAUGAAUAUGAUGAUGGUUGGGCUUUGUGUAUCCGCUUAGAUCGGUCUCAGCAAGGAGUUGUUCCACGCACUUGCUUAUCAGCCAAUCCUUUGAAACCACGCAUUGGAGAUCAUAAGCCGUCUCGCAUCCUUGACCCUGCACCGUCCGAGGCAAUUUUUCAAAAGCUGGAUGAAGCGUCAAGCUCUCCAACAGAUUCUUCCUCCCCAGUGUCAAGCUCCCUCGGAGAGCCAAACGAGGAACGGCACACGCCGCAAACCGCGUGUGGGAGUCCCUCAACCUCUCUUUCAGAUAGUGACGGGCAGGUCAAAAGCACCUUGCCCGAUCCUGAUACCCGAAACGAACAUUCAAUGACGAUGAACACUCGGCCGAGGUGCAACUCUGAAAGUCAAGCCUUGGUCUCAAUUACGUCUUCUUUAGAGCGGGCAGCUCCUAUCCAUCAUGAAGCUACCCAUCGAAUGAGUCUUGGUAACCAACCACACAUCCAAGCAAGGCCAGCAUUGAAUCGGAAACCGGUGCCCGGCCAGGCUCUCUAG
Xylona heveae TC161 is the source of this 1731-nucleotide messenger RNA. RefSeq lists its product as hypothetical. Gene Ontology annotation, molecular function: protein binding. Lineage: Eukaryota; Fungi; Ascomycota; Xylonomycetes; Xylonales; Xylonaceae. The transcript has 2 exons. The record is from RefSeq and is a predicted model, not a curated record. Bases 1 to 1731 code for a protein of 576 amino acids.